UAUGGGGCGGGCCGGGGUGCACUGCUGCACGUAUAGGACAACUUGUAACUGGAAUGAAUACUACGUACUGGCAAUGUACAUCUGGAUGUGGGUCAGCUAUAAACCUCGACAAUGUUAACUAUAUCUGCACGGGAGCUAGUGUGUCAGGAAACUGGGAACAAGGGGAGAGAACUUUUACAUAUACAUCUCCAGGAACAGGUCCAUUCAAGGUUGAGUUCACUGGCAGGGCAUGGGUGACAUUAAGUAAUCGACCUGGGGGAAGUUGGUCUAUUGGAACAAUUAUUAAUUUAAAAGAAAGAAGCGAUACUCACAAACCAAAUACUAGCCCAAUAACGACAGGAAAACCAAUGUAUAUAGUACAGUAUAAUUGCCAAAAUGACAUUCGAAUCCCUGUUGCUGAUGCUGACGGUGAUGACAUUCGAUGUCGCUGGUCAACGGGAACAGAAUGUGCCUCUAUAUGUAAUGCAUUACCAUCUGCAACUAUUGAUACUAGAACCUGCACUAUAAAGUUUCCCUCUAAUCACACACAAAAUGGAACGUUUGCGGUAGCUGUUACAAUGGAAGAUUUCCCGAAAUCAACAAUUUCUAUUGGUAGUACUGUGCACAGACCAAACACUCCGUUAUCUUCUGUAACAUUACAGUUCCUGAUCACAACGCCUCAUCUUUCCGGGAGAUGCAACGACAAACCAGUGUUUGUAACUCCUACUCCAUCUGCUGGAUCAACCAUACAGGCAAAUAUAUCACAAGCCUUCCACGUGUCAUUUUAUGCUACAGAUAGUAGAAGAAUAAUAAAGAUGGAUAUCACCGCCCCAGCCGGUAUGACUUAUACAUCAGUACAGUCUGUCUCGUCAAGACCUGGAACAUUCUUUGUCACAACUUCCUGGACACCACAGCAGAACCAAGUAGGAUCUCACAUUGUUUGUGCUCUAGCUGAGGAUACUUUUGGGAAAACAAGUGAAUCAAGGUGCUUCAAUAUCAAUGUAAAUGACGUGAGUCCAUGUGUGAGUUCUCCUUGUAAAAAUGGUGGAACGUGUGCACGACAAGGAAUAACGCAGAAUUACAGGUGUAUAUGUUCACCUGGUUACACCGGACACGUGUGUGAAACAGAUAUAAAUGAAUGUGCCAGUGGACCAUGUCAGAAUCUUGGAACAUGCCACGACCAUGUAAAUAGUUUUACCUGUACAUGUAGGAGUGGGUUUACUGGAGUAAUGUGUCAGACAGAUAUUGACGAAUGUCAAAGUGAUCCGUGCCAACACAACGGUUCGUGUACAGAUCAAGUCAACAUGUUUAAAUGUUCUUGUAUACCUGGGUUUACAUACCCAAUAUGCCAAACAGACAUUGAUGAAUGUACCAGCUUUCCUUGUCAGAACAAUGGAUCCUGUAUAGAUGAGAUUAAUCAGUUCCGGUGUUCCUGUGUUCCGGGUUUUACAGGCCUAGUCUGUGAAAUAGAUAUUAACGAGUGUGCCAGUAGCCCUUGUUUGAAUCUGGGUACAUGUAACGACCUUAUCAACCGCUUUACCUGUUCUUGUCAACCGGGAUUUACGGGAAUUUUAUGUGACAUAAAUAUAAAUGAGUGUGCUCCAGAUCCCUGCUCCAUUAUUUUUUACUGUGAAGAUCAUGUGAACGAUUACUACUGCAGGAUAAACAAAUGGAAACUUGCCAUCAUCAUCUGUACAAUUCUUUUAGUAAAUCUGACGGCUAUAUCUAUUGUCAUCUACUUAUCAAACAGACGAAAGUACCGAGAUGUUGACCAUUCUUGGUUGUCCAGUUUCAUUGAGGUGCGUAAACCAGAUACACAGCCUAGAUCUUUGUAA
Saccostrea echinata is the source of this 1814-nucleotide messenger RNA. RefSeq lists its product as uncharacterized. Lineage: Eukaryota; Metazoa; Mollusca; Bivalvia; Ostreida; Ostreidae. The record is from RefSeq and is a predicted model, not a curated record. The coding region runs from base 54 to 1814 and encodes 586 amino acids. The transcript is spliced from 14 exons. Gene Ontology annotation, molecular function: calcium ion binding.